Messenger RNA from Caenorhabditis angaria, 11794 nucleotides. The record is from the annotation of a GenBank genome assembly. Lineage: Eukaryota; Metazoa; Nematoda; Chromadorea; Rhabditida; Rhabditidae.
AUGGGUUGCGGAACAGCGGCUGCGGAAGGUCCGCAAGCGCAGGAGACGCGUCGGAAUAGUUCUUGCGGUAGCCCGAGUCGAACUGUUAGUCAAUAUGGGAGUCAGGCGUAUUUGGCGCAUGGUGGAGGAUUGAUUGAACAUGAUUGGGAUAGUGAUACACCGCCGUUGGACACGUUGAGUUGGAGCAAUGCGGGAAGUAUGUUCUGGAGCUUGUGGUUCAGGCUUGGGCCUAGAUUUCUGAGCCUGAAAUUCGGUUUUGUUGGAGCUUGUGGUCUAGACCCUGAAAUUCAGGCUUGGGCCUAGAUUCCUGAGCCUGAAAUUCAGGCUUGGGCCUAGAUCCCUGAGCCUGAAAUUCAGGCUUGGGCCUAGAUUCCUGAGCCUGAAAUUCAGGCUUGGGCCUAGAUUUCUGAGCCUGAAAUUCAGGCUUGGGCCUAGAUUCCUGAGCCUGAAAUUCAGGCUUGGGCCUAGAUUCCUGAGCCUGAAAUUCAGGCUUGGGCCUAGAUUUCUGAGCCUGAAAUUCGGUUUUGUUGGAGCUUGUGGUUCAGGCUUAGGCCUAGAUUCCGAAGCCUGAAAUUCGGGGGCUUGUGGUCUAGAGAAUUUUAGGCUUGGGCCUAGAUUCCUGAGCCUGAAAUUCAGGCUUGGGCCUAGAUCCCUGAGCCUGAAAUUCGGUUUUGUCUAUUAGCUCCUUAGGCCCAGGCUUUUUUAGCCUAAAGCCUAGAUAUAGGCUUACACUAAGCCUAGAUCUAAUCUGAGCAAUGCUAUAGAUUUCGAAGUUUUGGCUCAUUCCCACUGUCAACUUGUAAAGUUUGACCUGAGCAAUAUCUGAGAUUUUUGGAUUUUUGAAAAAUCUCUAAUCUGAGCAAUCUCAUAAAUUUUUAAGUUUUCGGAUUUUAACUGGUUUUCUCAGAUUGUAUUCCUGUACAGUAUAACCUUGAUUUUUGAGAAUUUCGGAAAAAUCUCUAAUCUGAGCAAUAUUAUAGAUUUUUGAGUUUCCGGAUUUUAACUGGUUUUCUCAGAUUGUCUUCUUGUAAAGUAUAUGAGCAAUCUUUUGGUUUUUAAGAUUUUUUGAAAAUUUCUAAUCUGAGCAAUGUUAUGAAUUUUUACUUUGCUAGAAAAAAAACUAGAUAAUUUGCUACUACGAACUUGUAGAACAUAACCUGAGCAAUCUCUUAGAUUUUUGGAUUUUUGAAAAAUCUCUAAUCUGAGCAAUGAAAAAUAGCUCUGAAAUUAGGCUCUAAAAAGUUAAGGUAAGGUAAAUGUGAGCUUAAAAUUUGAAGCUUCCGGUUAGGCCUUGAAUUUUGACUCUGAUUUUAAGCUCAUAACAUUUUUAGGCUCAAUUCAAUUUUUUUCAAGAAUCCACGUGGCUUUUUUAUAUUUUUCCAGAUAUAUUUUCAGGCUGAAAUUGCAUGCUGAAAUACAAUUUUCAAAUUUAGGCUAAAUCAAGAGGUAUUUGUUCAUUUGUUUACGAAUUUCGAACAGAUUUUUCAAUUUUUUCAAAAUCCACGUGUCAAUUUUUGAAGUUCUCGAAUUUUCCAGAUAGAUUUUCAGUCUGAAAUAAAUUGCAUGCUGAAAACAAAUUUUCUCAAAUACAAAAAUAUGUCAAUCUAUGUAGAUAUCUAGAAAAAAAGAUGGCGAAAAAAAAGGAAAAGAAAAAAAAUAAUUAUUUUUUUUCUAUUCUUUUUUUUUUGUCUUUUUUUUUGUUUAUGUGGCGGGGGAAUUUUAUAUUUGAAUGUGGAUGGAAAAAAAUGGGAAAAUGAAGAAGAAGAAGAGGUACUCUAGAAUGAGGGGAAAAGUUGAGUUAAGGGAACUUGGGAAGAUUUUCUGAACAAAAAAUUGAAAAUUUCGGAUUUUUUAACACUUCAGGAAAGAUUUCUGAAAUUUUCAGUCGAAAAAUUUGCUGAAAAAUUGAAUGAAAAUCCUAAUUUUGUAGAGAAUUCUGUGAAAUUCUUCAAAAAAAUCGGGAUUUUUCCGAAAAAAAAACUGAAAAAUCCAAUAAAAAAUUGGGAAAAUCUGAAAUUUGUCUGAAAAUCCCCCAAAAAUUUUAGAUUUUCUGAAAAUUUCUGAUUUUAUUAGGAUUUUUCAACAAUUCAGGAAAGUUUCUGGAAUUUGAAUUUUUGUAAAAAAAAAUUCAUUGGGGAAAAAUCUGAAAAUUUAAGCCUAAUUUGAAGAUUUUCAGGGUUUUUAGAGCAUUGCUCAUAUUAGUCGAAAAAUUUUUAAAUUAAAAAAUUGAAUGAAAAUCCUAAUUUUGUAGAGAAUUCUGUGAAAUUCUUCAAAAAAAUCGGGAUUUUUCCGAAAAAAACUGAAAAAUCCAAUAAAAAUAGAGGAAAAUCUGAAAUUUUGUCUGAAAAUCUCGAAAAUUCCUCCAAAUUUUUGCAGACGAAUACGACAAUGUGACACUGAUGUACGCAAAACACGAGAAAAUUCCGAUGAAAGAUUUCGGAUCGGAAAUUCGUGCCACAAUGGACAUUGAUCAUUUGUUGAAUAAGGUGAGUUGAAAAUGACAAUUUCCGGCGGCGGAGCUCAAAAAUGUGCACUUUUUCGGCUGAAAAUGCUCAAAAAUGCUCAUUUUUGAGGGGUUUUUCAUGAAAAAUGAUGAUUUUUGGACCUAGAAACAUUUUUCAAACAAAAAUUGGGGGACUAGGUUUUGCAAUGGGAAAAUUCUAGUCCCUGAACAUUUCUAGGCCAGAAUUUUGUGCUGAAACUCGUGGCAAUGCUGAAAAUCACUGAAAACUAAUAUUUCCAUGAGUUUCAGCACAAAAUUUCGGUCUAGAGACAUUUUCCAAACAAAAAAUGGGGGACUAGGUUUUGCAAUGGGAAAAUUCUAGUCCCCGAACAUUUCUAGACCAGAAUUUUGUGCUGAAACACGUGGAAAUGCUGAAAAUCGCUGAAAACUAAUAUUACCAUGAGUUUCAGCACAAAUUUUCGGUCUAGAAACAUUUUUCAAACAGAAAAAUGGGGGACUAGGUUUUGCAUUGUGAAAAUUCUAGUCCCUGAACAUUUCUAGACCAGAAUUUUGUGCUGAAACACGUGAAAUACUGAAAAUCCUCAAAAAUCCCAAAUUUCAGGCCGUUUUGCUGUUGGACUUACAAGAAACCAGUUUGGAGGAGAUUUUUGCCAAAAUUAUUCAUGAAAUGGAUAUUCAGGAGCCCGAAUUCACCAGCGAACAAGUUCGAAGUGUACUUUUCACACAAGAUGCUGGAAAUCAAUGUGGGUUUUGGUUUUGGCUGAAAAUUGACUGAAAAUUUGAAAAAUUCGGGGAAAAUUGAGCCGGGGAGCUUUUUUGAAAAAAAAAAAUUUUGUUCGGUGUGGGGAUUGAUCCCUCGACCUUCUGAUUGGAAAAAUUUUGAGCUUAAUAUCUUGUGGAAGCCUGAUAAGAUUUUCAAUAAAAAAAAAAUUAAAAAAAAAUUGCCCUCAUGGGGGAUUGAUCCCCCGACCUUCUGAUUGGAAAUUUUUAAGCCUAAAAUAGCUCAAAAUUCAUGAUUUCUAGCUCAAAAUGAUCUGAAAAAUCCGAAUUUUUGCUCAAAAUUGAUGAAAAUUGAAUCAGAAUGGCCUAAAUUUAAUAAAAAUAAAAAUUCCUGGCUUAAAAUAAUCCUAAAAUUAAUUUCUAGCCUAAAAUUGCUUAAAAUUCAUGAUUUCUAGCUCAAAAUGGUCCAAAAAUUCCGAAUUUUCACCUUAAAAUCCACGAAAAUUUAAAAAAUUUCAGUCCAUAUUCUGUCUCGAACAGUUCAAUCGAUUUGCACAACCGGUUCAGUUGGCGGCAGUUUUGACUACGAUCAAACGUGGAUUUGUGCACUGUGUAUGCUGAAUACGGUACAACAUCGCCACGUGGCAAUUGCCAGAUUAUCACAUCCAACUAAUUUGGGCAGAACUAUGCAGGAUUUGCGAUUUAUUAUUAUUGUUAUUGCGCCGAGUCGAGCGGUAAGUGCGCAAAUUUGCCGAAUUUUUGGUGAAAAUCUGGAAAUUUUUGAUGGAAAAUGAAGUUUUUCAUGAAUUUUAGGUUAUUUUUCUGAUUAUUCAGAUUUUCCUGAUCAUUUUGACCCAUUUUAGGCUCAAAAUUCGCAAAAAAAUUCGAAUCAGAAGGUCAGGGGAUCGAUCCCCCAUGAGGGCGAAAUUUUUUUUUUUGAUUUUUUUUUUCAAAAUCGUAUCAGGCUUCUAUAGAUGUUCUCUGAAACCUUUUCACCCAAAAUUUCUAAUCAGAAGGUCAGGGGAUCGAUCCCCACACCGAACAAAAUUUUUUUUUUUUUUAGAAAUUUUGACCUGAAAUUAAAUUCAGGUUCUUUUUCUGAUUAUUCGGAUUCUCCUGAUCAUUUUGACCCAUUUUAAGCUCAAAAUUCGCAAAAAAAUUUCCAAUCAGAAGGUCAAGGGAUCGAUCCCCACACCGAACAAAAUUUUUUUUUUAGAUUUUUUGACCUGAAAUUAAAAUUCAGGUUCUCCUGAUCAUUUUGAGCUAUUUUUCAUGAAUUUUGACAAAUUUUAGGCUUUUUUUCAGCAAUUUCUAGAAAAAAUUUCCAAUCAGAAGGUCAAGGGAUCGAUCCCCCAUGAGGGCGAAAAAAAUUUUUUUCAAAAAUUUUUCAAAAUUUCCAGAAAGGCACAAAAACGGCGCUGGAAACCACGCGCACUUUCGCCACACUUUUUGCCGAUAUGGAAAUACGUCAGCGUUUAGUGAUGGCACAAACUGUGGAGCAAUUCAGGAGCACAUUAUUAUCAGCUGCUAAAGAAUUGGCAAUGGAUCAGAAUCAGUGGAGAGAACGCAAAUCAUCCAUUCAUUUAUCGCAUGCUAAAGAACAAAUUGUGAGUUGAUACAGUACUCCAGGGGUACUGUAGAUGGGAAAUUUGAAAAAUUCGAGAAAUUUUGAUCUAGAAACACGGUUUUUGUGAUUACUGUAGCUGAAAAUCUGGGAUUUUUUGAGAUACAGUACUUUUUUUAGUUGAUACAGUACUCCAGGGGUACGGUAGAUGAGAAAUUUGAAAAAUUCUGGAAAUUUUGAUCUAGAAACAUCGAGUUUUGCACAAAUUUUGAGCUACAGUACUUUUAGAACUGCAAGAGGUACUGUAGCUCAAUUAAUGCUUUUUUUAGUUGAUACGGUACUCCAGGGGUACUGUAGAUGAAUAAAAUAAGUUAAAAAUCUGAAAUUAUUGAGCUACAGUACUUCUAGAACUGCAAGAGGUACUGUAGUUUUUGGAUAUCGAUUUUUCUAGUGAAAAAUAAAGUUUUCAAAAUUCAAACUACAGUAACCCGGACUGCAAAAACAGCAAAAAUUUUGUUCGAACUGCAAGGAGUACUGUAGAUUUUGAAUAUUUUAGGACAGUACUUCUAGAACUGCUACAGUACUUCUAGAACUGCAAGGAGUACUGUAGCAUCAGAAAUCGUAAAUAAUCGGUUUUUUUGAGCUACAGUAACCCGAACUUCAAAAAAACAAUGACAAUUUCAAUACAGUACCUUUAGAACUGCAAAGAUUACUGUAGCAUCAGAAAUCGGAAAGUUGGAAAACAAUUGAAUUUUGUGAGCUACAGUAACCCGGACUGCAAAAAAUCGUUUCCGGGCUCAAAAUGCUCCAAAUUUUUCGAAUUUUUCACCAAAAAUCUUCAAAUUUCAAUUUGCAGUUCGGUCCCGAAGCGUGGUAUCCAUUCCGCGGUCUCAAAGAGGAAUUCCAACGUCGUCUCGCGAUCUACCCAUCCGAUUUCCUUGAUGGAAUUCAGGGACAUCGAACCAUCCAAAAACUGCUGUCCACAAUUGUAUUUUUGUAUUUUGCGUGCCUUUUGCCGGCCAUCGCGUUCGGCGUUUUGAAUCAUGACAAUACGGAGGGAGCUAUACGUGAGUUUUUGGAGUUUUGGCGGCUGAAAAUCUGCAAUUUUUGACAAUUUCUAGUGAAAAUGCGAUGAAAUUUGAGCCAAAAUGAGGUUUUUCUAGUGAAAAUUUCAGAAAUUUUGGUUCUACAGUACUUUUUUUCUAGUUACAGUACCCCUUGCAGUUCUAGAUCUAAAAAAUUUUCGGGACUACAGUACUCGAACUGCAAGAUAAAUUUUGCAGUUCGAAGACUACAGUACCCCUUGCAGUUCUAAUCAUGGACUACAGUACCUCUUGUAGUUCUAGAUCUAAACAUUUUUCGGGAUUACAGUAAUCGAACUGCAAAAUGCAAUAAAGUUUGCAGUUCGAAGGGACUACAGUAGCCCUUGCAGUUCUAUCCAUGAACUACAGUACCCCUUGUAGUUCUAGAUUUUAAAAAAAUGUUUCGGAACUACAGUAGUCGAACUGCGAGGUGAAUUUUGCAGUUCAAAGGGACUACAGUACCCCCUUGUAGUCCAAAAAUUUCGAUGAAACUACAGUACCCCUUGUAGUUCUAGAUCUAAAGAUUUUUCGGGUGCUACAGUACUCGAACUGCAAGAGUUUGCAGUUCGACGGGACUACAGUACACCUUGCAUUCCCAAAAUUUCGAUGAAAUUACAGUACCCCUUGUAGUUCUAAACCUCAAAAUUUUUCGGAACUACAGUAGUCGAACUGCAAGAUGAAUUUUGCAGUUCGAAGGGACUACAGUACACCUUGCAGUCCCAGAAUUUCGAUGAAACUACAGUACCCCUUUCAGUUCUAUUCAUGAACUACAGUAGACCUUGUAGCUCUAGACCCAAAAUGUUCAGGACUACAGUACUCGAACUGCAAGAUAAAUUUUGCAGUUCGAAAGGACUACAGUAUCCCUUGCAGUUCUCUACAGUACCCCCCACUCGAUUUUUUGCAGAUGUCAAAAAAGUAAUUCUUGCUCAAUCAAUCGGCGGUAUCUUUUUCUCACUAUUCGGAGGUCAACCAAUGAUUAUUCUACUAACUACAGUACCCCUAGCUAUUUAUAUUAAAGGUGAGUGUACGGUAGAGAGUACGGUAGCUACAGUAAUCCGUUUUAGAAAUACAGUAGAUCAUUUUUCAAUAGCUAAAAACUAGCCUUGUUAGUUCUGUAGAUCAAAAAAUUCCCCAUUUUUCGACCUACCUACCGUAUCCUCUUACAGUAAUCCACAAAAUCUCCAAAGAACUUGGCUACAGUUUUUUGGCAAUGUACGCGUUGGUCGGUGUAUUCUGCCAAUGUUUUUUGGUACUGUACUCGGCUACAGAAUUGUGUAGUCUGAUGAAGUUCGCGACACGAUCUGCUGAAGAAAUGUUCUCACUUUUUAUUGCCAUCGCAUUCACUGUGGAGAGUUUGAGAGCUCUGUCGAAUAGUGAGUUUUUGGGAAGUUGUGGGGAUCAAAAUGAGCACAAAUUUGGCUCUGAAAGAUUCAGUAGAAGUUCUGAUAAUUCUGAAUUUGUGGGGAAUUUUCUGAAGCUUUUGGGAGUUAGAAUUCUUGAUUUUUGGAUUUAAAAUGAGCCUAAAUUUGAAGUACAGUACCUCUAGAACUGCAAGAGAUACUGUAGUUUUCGGAUAUCGAUUUUUUUCGGUUAAACCCGAGCACAAAAUAAAGUUUUCAAAAUUCAAACUACAGUACUCCGGACUGCAAAAACUGCAAGGAGUACUGUUUUAGAAAAUACGGAAAACAUUUAUUUAAAAAUUGAUGAGCUACAGUAACCCGGACUGCAAAAUUCGAAAAAUUCCAACCAGAAUUUUCGCUCCAAAAAUUUUCAUUAAAAAAAAAUUUCGCCCCCAUCGGGAAUUGAACCCUUGACCUUCUGAUUCGAAAUUUUUCCUCAAAUUUUGAGCUGGAGUUAGGCUAAAAUCGAAAUAAUUGAAGAAAAAUCACCAAUUUAAAUUCAUAUUGAAAUUUUGUGCCUAAAAAAAUCGAAAAACAUCAAAUUUAAAUUGUGAGGUUUUCAGUACAGUACCUCUAGAACUGCAAGGAGUACUAUUUUAGAAAAUUGAUUCAAAAAUUGAUGAGCUACAGUACUCCGGACUGCAAAAUUUGAAAUUCCAACCCGAAUUUUCGCUCCAAAAAAAUUUCACGAAAAAAAAAUUUCGCCCCCAUCGGGAAUUGAACCCUUGACCUUUUGAUUCGAAGUUUUUCCCUCAAAUUUUGAGCUGGAGUUAGGCUAAAAUUGAAGAAAAAUCCUAAAUUUUUUCAAAAUUCAGGUCAAAAUUUUUAGCUCGGCUUUAAAUUGCUAAAAAUUCAUGAUUUUUGGCUGAAAAUGAUCCAAAAAAAUCUGAAUUUUUGCUCAAAAUUUUCCUAAAAUUAAAUACAGUAUGAAAAUUGCUCAAAACUCAUGAUUUCCGGCUCAAAAUGAUCCAAAAAAUCCGAAUUUUUCCAGGUUUCCACAAAAACUACCAAACCAGCUGCGACUUGUCUCAUAUCAUCAACAAAACCCUAAAUCACUUCGAAAACGCCACCGAACACAAUCAAAAUCUCUCAACAAACGUCUCCGACAUCUUAGGAUCCACCAAAUUCUGCCGACGUGACACCUCAAUUCUAUAUAUGUUGCUCAUGUUUGGCACUCUCUGGCUAGGCCUGUUUUUGUACAAUUUCCGAAAAACACCGUACCUAACCAGGUCUCGCCGGGAAUGGUUAGCUGAUUAUGCUCUACCGGCUUCGGUUUUGAUUAUGAGUUUUAUUGGAAGUUGGGUUUUUGAUGAUAUUCAGAAGGAUCGAUUCGAUGAUUCUGGAGCCAUUUUAACAUGGGCUUGGCAUGAGAUUAAAACGAUACCAAUGGUUGGAAUAUUGGUUUGCUUGCUGCUGGGAUUUUCGCUAUCUUUUUUGUUUUUUAUUGAUCAGAAUAUUACUUCAGCUAUUGUGAAUAAUAAUCAGAAUAAGUGAGUUUUUUUGGGGGGAUUUUUUGAGUCCAAACAUGAUUAUAUUUCUAAUAUGAGCAAUAAUUGUUUAACAUGAGCAAUCCGUAUAUUUGAAUUUUUAUUUAGAAUGUUAUAAUCUGAAGUUCUUGUAGAAGUUUGUUUCCAGAUUAACAUGAGCAAUCCCCUCAACAAAAAAAAAUAAAAAAGUCCGCCAGCACCCGGAAUCGAUCCCCCGACCUUUUGCUCUAUAGAAACUUCUGAAUAUCAAAAUUGAGCUUAACAUGAGCAAUCCCUCUAGAAAUCAGGAUUAGCAUGAGCAAUCCCCUAAACAAAAAAAAACAAAAAAGUCCGCCAGCACCCGGAAUCGAUCCCCCGACCUUUUGCUCCAUAGAAACUGCCUAAUUCUCUGAGCAAUAAAAUUGAGCCUAACAUGAGCAAUCCCUCGGGCGUUUUGACUCAAGGAAUCCAUCUAGAAAUCAUGAUUAACAUGAGCAAUCCCCUCAACAAAAAAAAACAAAAAAGUCCGCCAGCACCCGGAAUCGAUCCCCCGACCUUUUUCUCCCCAAAAAAUCCCCAUUUUGCAGACUCAAAAAAGGCACAUCGCACAACUUGGACCUUUUUGUGGUUGCAAUUCUCAACAUAUUUCUAUCGAUGGCCGGUUUGCCGUGGAUGCACGGCGCUUUGCCGCACUCACCGCUUCAUUUACGCGCGUUGGCCGAUGUUGAGGAACGGGUGUCGCAGGGUCAUGUUCAUGAAGUGUAGGUUUUUUUUGGGCUCAGCUUGAGAUUUGGAGCAUUUUGACACCGAAUAAGCCUGGGGUUGGAGCAUUUUUGCCACGUGGCUUUGUUGGGCUCAAAAUGUGGAGCAUUUUUGAAUUUCUGAAGUUGCCACGCAUUUCGGAGCAGAAGUCUAAUAUGAGCAAUGCUCAAAAAUUACAGAAGUUUUUGUCUAAAAUGAGCAAUGCUCAAAGUUUACAAAAUUCUUGUCUAAUAUGAGCAAUGCACGAAAUUCACAAAAUUUCUUGGCUAAUAUGAGCAAUGAUCGAAAUUUACAUAAAUUCUAGGAUUUUGGAGCUCUAAUAUGAGCAAUGCUCGGAUAUUACAGAAAUUUUAGGAUUCUGGAACUCUAGUAUGAGCAAUGCUCGAAAUUCGCAGAAAUUCUAGGAUUUUGGAGCUCUAACAUGAGCAAUGCUCAAAAUUUACCCAAAUUCUUGUCUAAUAUGAGCAAUGCUCAAAAUUUGAAGCUCUAAUAUGAGCAAUGCAUCGAAAUUAACGGAAAUUCUUGUCUAAUAUGAGCAAUACCUCAAAAUUCCUCGAAUUUUGCGAAAAAUUCAAAAAUUUUGCUCAAAAAUCCUAAAAAUGCUCCAAAUCGAAGUUUCCCGGGUCAAAAAAUCCAAAAAUAUCCGAAUUUUCCACUCAAAACCCUCCAAAUUGAAGCUCUAAUAUGAGCAAUACCUCAAAAUUCUUCAAAUUUCGCCGAAAAUUCGAAAAUUUUGUUCAAAAAACCUAAAAAUGCUCCAAAUCAAAGUUUCCCGUUUUUUUUUACAGAAUAAUGAAUGUGCGUGAAACGCGUCUCGCCUCAUUAGUUGCUCAUAUUAUGAUUCUCAUCUCGCUCUUUGUCUUCAUUCCCAAUCCACUUCAAUACAUUCCAACAUCGGUUCUACACGGCCUGUUUUUGUAUAUGGCGUUGACUUCGUUGAGUGGAAAUGAGAUGUUUGAGCGAUUGUUGUUGUUGAUCACGGAACAGGUUGGAAUUUGGGGCAUUUUGAGCUGAAAAUCGUGAAAAAUGAUGAGUUUUAGGCUAAAAUUCGUGAAAAACGGUGCAUUUUGAGCCAAAAAUCGUGAAAAAUUAUGAAUUUUAAGUCUAAUAUGAGCAAUGCUCUUUUUUCUUGAAUAUUUAGGCUCAUAUGAGCAAUGUUUUGACCAAAAAAUGCCACGUGGAAUUUAAAAAUUCUGGUUAAUAUGAGCAAUGCAAUUUUUCUGAGAUUUAGGCCUAAUAUGAGCAAUGUUUUGAGCAAAAAAUGCCACGUGGAUUUUGAAAAUUCUGGUUAAUAUGAGCAAUGUAUUAAAAAGUAUUGCCACGUGGAAUUUCAAGGCUCAAUUUUUAACUCAAGAAAAUUCUGGUUAAUAUGAGCAAUGCUCUGGUUUCCUGAAUUUUAAGUUUAAUAUGAGCAAUGCUCUGGUUUCCCGAAUUUUAAGUUUAAUAUGAGCAAUGCUAUUUUUUUCUGAAUUUUAGGUUUAAUAUGAGCAAUGCUCUGGUUUCCUGAAUUUUAAGUUUAAUAUGAGCAAUGCUAUUUUUUUUCUGAAUUUUAGGUUUAAUAUGAGCAAUGCUCUUUAAAAUCUGAAAUCCACGUGGAUUUCGAGAAAAAAUACUAGAAAAAUUAUAUCUCUAGAAAAAUCCACGUGGAUUUUUUGUUCUAUCAAAAAAUUCUUUAACAUGAGCAAUUCUUCGAAAAAAAUCCUCAAUCCACGUGGAUUUCUUUUGAAAAUAACCUUGUUUGUUUAAUAUGAGCAAUGCUCCAGAAUCUAAAAUUUCCCUUGAGCUUAAAACUGAGCGCAAAAAAUCAUUGCUCAUGUGAAUUUUUCGCCCAACAAAACCUGUCCUACAGUACCCCCCUUCAUACCAACCUACAGUAAUCCUCUUUGCAGCAAGCCUACCCUCCAACUCACUACAUUCGAAAGGUCCCACAACGAAAAGUGCACUUGUUCACGGCAUGUCAGCUAUUGCAAUUAAUUGUGCUAUGCGCCUUUGGAUUCUCACCGUAUCCAUUUAUCGAAAUGGUAUUUCCAAUUGUUUGUUUCACAUUUUUACCAAUACGGUAAGUACAGUACUCUUAGGAGCUACAGUACUCCUGGAUUCUUUUAAAAAUGAUGCAUUUUGUAGAUCAAAAAAUGUUAUUGCUGCUACAGUAGUAGUCCUACAAUACUUCUAAUUGUUAUAUAAAUAUCUAGACUACAGUAACCCCUUUUUAAAGGCACAUGUGGUCCUAGAGAAAGUACAGUAACCCCAAAAAAUUAUCGAUUUUUUAAAGGCACACACUGAUUCCACGACUCAUCGAUUAUAAAUAUUUGGACGCGUUGGACGGACGACACUAG